UCCUUGAAUAAAUAGAAAAUAUCGUUUUGACUCAUAGAAACACGACUGGCUGCGACAAAAACUCAGAUAAACAAAAGUUUAUCCAUCGAGAUCAUUGAUUGCAGAAACAAUCAUCAAAAUCAAAUCUCAAUCCAAUCCAAUCCAGGGUUGUUUUAUCUUCUUCACAAAUGACGACUUCUGUUUGCCCUUUCUCGAAAGCUGCUCGUCCCGACGAUGCCUCUGCUCGAAAACAAGGCGAAGUCACGGCUUCUGGCUGUCCUUUCUCCAAAGCUGCUCGUCCUGACGAUGCCUCUGCUCGAAAACAAGGCGAAGUCACGGCUUCUGGCUGCCCUUUCUCCAAAGCUGCUCGUCCCAACGAAGGCGACGAAAUGGCGAGUAAAGAAUCACCCAAACUCGAAAGCAGGGACUCUACUGCUUCUGCAACGGUGCCUGCCAAGUGCCCUUUUGGUUAUGACUCCCAAACAUUCAAGCUUGGGCCUUUUAGCUGUAUGCUAUGUCAAGCACUUCUAUAUGAGAGCAGUAGAUGUGUGCCUUGUACUCAUGUGUUCUGCAAAGUGUGUUUAUCACGGUUUAAGGACUGCCCUCUAUGUGGUGCUGAUAUCGAAAGUAUUCAACCUGAUGAAAACCUUCAAAAGAUGGUUGAUCAAUUUAUUGAAGGCCAUGCUAGAAUCAAGCGAUCUGGAGUCAAUAGCGCUGAAACAGAAGAGGUCAAAAACGAUACGAAAAAAGUUAUUUACGCUGAUGUUUCCAUGGAAAGAGGUUCUUUCUUGGUGCAACAAGCUAUGAGGGCAUUUCAAGCCCAGAAUUAUGAAAGUGCUAAAUCAAGGUUGGCUAUGUGUACCGAGGACAUUCGAGAUCAAUUAGGGAGGGAGGGCAAUACACCAGAGUUAUGUUCACAGCUUGGUGCAGUCCUUGGUAUGCUCGGCGACUGCAGCCGAGCGAUGGGAGACUCAAGUUCUGCAGUCAAUCAUUUCGAAGAGAGUAUUGAAUUCCUUAUGAAACUGCCGAUGGAUGAUUUGGAGAUUACACAUACACUCUCUGUCUCGCUCAAUAAAAUAGGAGAUCUUAAAUAUUAUGACGAAGACCUACAAGCUGCAAGGUCGUAUUACUGUCGUGCUUUAAAUGUUAGACGUGAUGCAAUGAAGCAUCACCCAAAUGCUCCUUCACAAAUUCUUGAUGUGGCAGUUUCCUUAGCCAAAGUUGCGGAUAUAGACAGGAGUCUACAAAAUGAAGAUGCAGCCACAGAUGGUUUCAAAGAAGGGAUGAAACUGUUGGAAUCUUUGAAACUGGACUCUGAAGAUUCUGCUCUCGAGCAACGACGUCUCUCUGUGCUGGAGUUUCUGAAGAAGCAAGUAGAGAAGCCUGAACAGCCACCUGCAGAAACUGCACUCUAAUGGAGGCUAAUAUCGGUGCAGGCUUCUGUAAGUAUAUAUAUAUAUAUAUAUAUAUAUAUAUAUAUAGACUGUAUACCUAAGCACGUCGUCGUUGAAUUUUGCUGAAUAAAUGAACGAGAAAGCAAAAAUGUUGUGUUUGCACUCAAGGGUCGAAGAAACGGAGUGCUCUGUAUCUUGUGAUGGUUUCAAAUGCAGUACUUUUGCAAUACUAAGCAUUAAGAAGUAUGAUUGUAUACACUCUACGUACGAACUUAUGAAGAAGCUGUUUGUAAAUUAAGAAUAUUGUACGAGUCGUCGAUGAAUCUUAAUGGUUGUUACUUACCAA
Molecule: messenger RNA, 1719 nt
Organism: Eutrema salsugineum
Lineage: Eukaryota; Viridiplantae; Streptophyta; Magnoliopsida; Brassicales; Brassicaceae
Product: protein NCA1
Exons: 8
Coding region: 168-1394 (408 amino acids)
Biological process (GO): protein ubiquitination
Molecular function (GO): ubiquitin protein ligase activity; protein binding
Source: RefSeq, a predicted model, not a curated record